GCAAUAAUUGCGCACCAGUGAUCAAAAACCAUUCUGAUCGCCUCUUGGGGAGAACUACAAGCAUCCCUGCUGGCUCUGGUCACCAAGACAGUCUCUGCAGCCACCAACCACCACAAGGCCUGGACUGAAUAAAGUUACAAGAACCGUGCGCCAUUUCAAACUCUCUCCCAUUGAGACCCAGGACUGGAGAGGGCGCUGCAACAUUUACAUGAGAGGAGAAGAUGACCUUUCGCCCCCUAGAGGCUGAAAGGGUCACCAAAGGUUGCCUUCCAAGACUAAUGCUGUAGGAUUCCUCCCCAAACUAAUUUCCGCUGGUGUGAUUGUUGAUUCUGCACCCUUCAGUUGAUCCAGCUGCUUAGCCAAACCAAAGCAGGGGGAAACCCUCCACAGCCAGAAGAGGACAAAUGCUUAUUCACGGGGUCAAGAAAGCUCAUUCUCCUCCUCAUGCAUUGUGUGCAGCUGCUCCAUAGCAACCCAGCUUUGAUGUGAAACCACACAAACUAAGCCAAGCCAAGCUCACAGUCAUUCGCAUGCACCCAGUCUCUGGAUUUAGGUUCACUCCAGCUUCUCUGUCCACGUUUCAGCAGAGCAGGUUCUGAGGACCGAGCUGUAGCUCUUCGCUGUGGCAGGGGGACUGUGGCUUGCCCAGAGCUAGAGCGUGUAUCUUCACCAUGCGAGAAAAGAGGCUCACCACUGUGCCUCCCUGUAUUAGAGACAAUGAGUUUGAAGAUUACUUAGCAACUGAUGAUAUACUUGUAGACUUCUUUAAUGAAUUCUUGAGUCUCCCGACCUUUGCAGAGCCAAUUAAAUUUAAUCCUGAUUUUGGAAUUUUUGAAGUCGUUAAUGAUACCCCACAACGGAUGGAAAAUCAGCUGAAAAAGAUGCUUCAUCAACAGAAACCUCGGAAUCCCAUUUAUGAUGUUAUGAGACCCUCAAAGCCAAAGGUUCCUGUUUCUAAAGAACUAGAUUCUAAAGAUUCUUCUCCUCUUCCCCAGGUCUUAAGUUUUGACCCAAAUUAUACAACUGUGAGUCUGGACCGAGAACAAGCCAUUCGCUGGAUUAAGAGGGAAAGAUUUCCUUCAUUUUUAGAGAGCGAUUGUUACUUUGAAUACAGGUUAGCAAAACUUAUAUCUCAGGUGGAAUGGAGCAAAACUGGCAUCAAUUUUGUUGUAGAUAAAGCUUAUUAUCCUUGGUUUACAAAGAGCCCACCACCACCAGAAAAACCUGAAGAAAAUGAAGAUGACUUAAUUAUGAAAAGGUUCUACGUCUCUCUUGGCCAGGCUACGGUCACCCAGACACAAGAUUGGUUCACUCUAGCCAAAAUAAGUCAGAAUAUGAUCACUACAGAUUCCAUGACUCGUCCUGUGGCAUCUUCCCAUGUUCAUUUUUCUAUUGGCUCUUCACCUUCUUCUUCCUAUAUAGAUUUCAUGUCUCCUUAUGUGGUGCAUCGUCUUUCUACUACCCUUCUCAAUGAAGCUUUUUUCAGCAAUCAAUUUGCACGGGAUCCCAAGGGUAAGAGGCAAAGCAAAACUAAUAUUCUUCAGGGGACAACAGCCAGAAGAAGCAUAGAUGAGGGCAAUUGCGUGUUGCUUCCUGAUACUCCUUCACAUACACAGUUAAGAGCUUACUUGGGGCAGAACUGGGAUGCUGCUCCUCAGGAGGGAGAAAAUGCCGACCUUGACAGAUAUGAAGAACUUGCAUCUUUCCAGACAGUAGAUGAGUUUUCGUUAGCCUACACUCAAUAUAUAUUGAGAAAUGCUGUCACAGUUCUCACUGGGCAGCCGCCUGAAGCCAGCCCAAAGGACGUCAACUUUGGUAGAGUGACAAGAGUGUUUAUAUAUGAGAUAGCAAACAGUCAACCUUAUAUGGAGCCACCCCUGCAAAAAUCUCCGCCCCUUGAAGAUAAUAUAACAGAUAAGAUUAGUGAAGUGAGCAUCAGUCUGAAGUCUGAAAAAGAGAGCUCUGAAAGCAGGGCUGCCUGGUGCAUGAAUCACAAGACCUAUGAUAUUGGCAGUAGAAAUGAAUUCGAAAGGUUCAAGAGGUUCAUCAAAGGCACUUUGGGAGAAAGGUACUGGUGGCUCUGGAUGGACAUCGAAAGACUAAAGGUGCUGAAAGAUCCCAAGAGGCAGAAAAGACAGCUUGAUAGAAUGAAGAAAAUCUACCUGGUGAGCAACGGAGAUUAUUUCCUCACCUCUGAGGUUUUGCUCAAACUGGAUCUAACUGAUGGAGGCCAGUGGAACAUUGAUAACUUAAAACGCAUUCAACCUGAAGUAGUGAAACCUUUGCUUCUAUAUUGGGGUCCCAGAUUUUGUGUCACUCAUACAGCUGCCACACAGGCUGCAAGUACGAAGCUAAAAAUGUGGCAUUCUCGGCAACAGAAGCCAAGGAUGGAUGUGGAUCCUUUCCCACAGAUGGUAUCUCUCUUGCCCCUGAGAGCUAAAUCUUGCAUGCCAAAAAUAACAUCUUCCUACCAUCAGAGAGGAGACAUCAGAUCACCAUCACCUCUAACAAAAGCAGCUAUGUUGGAUACAUAUUCCCUGAGGUCUCCCAGGCUAUUAUCAGCAGUCAUGCCACGGAGUCAAAGUGCUGUUAAGGAAGAUCCCGAUGCCUUAGUCACUUUAGCAGAUAUUAACAGACAGCGGCCAGCAACAGUAUGCAGCAGUGUGACUCGUAUUACAAUGUUUACUGACAAAAUGGAGUAUCUGAAGCCACAGCUAGAUAGAAGAUAUACCUAUGCAGAACUGAUCCAAGGUAAAACGUCUCCAGAUAUUUGUGAACUUGGGAGUUCUAAAAUGGAAAGGAUGCUGCAAUCUCUUGAUAAAGAGAACAGAGCAGGCUACAUUUUCACUGCAUUCUGUGAGAAGUCACGAAAUAAGCUGUGGAAGAACAGCACGUACUUUUGGUUUGACCUGCAGGAUUAUCAUCAACUGUUCUACCAAGAAACUCUUCAUCCUUUCAAACUAUGCAAGCAAGCUCAAUUUCUUUACGCCACUUACAUUGCACCUUCUGCCAGUAUGGACAUUGGGCUACAACAAAUUACAAAAAGUGAGAUUUAUCAGAAAACUGAGCCACCAUUUGAGGAUCUUUUUGACCCAGCAGAAGAAUAUAUACUCACCCUUCUCUUGGAUCCAUGGAUGAAAAUGGUGGAACAAGACAGAGAAACGUAUGGGCAGGUGGGGCUGAUGGAAGAAACUCGACAGCUGGACUCGGUGUACUUUAGAAAGCUGCAGGCUUUGCGUGAAGAAAGCAUUUCCAAGAAGGGUGAGGAUUUGGCUGUUGACGGCGAGGUCUCAAGGCGUCGUGAUUCAACUAAAGCUGCAGAGCACCCAAGUCAAGUCCUUGAAGAACUUACGUCAUACAACCUUAACGACUUAAUACGCAACAAACUAAAUUUGGAGGAGUUCCGAUUAUUUCUUGAACAAAACUCUGCAAGCAUGGACCUCUUGUGCUGGAUAGACAUUGAGCAGUUUAGGAGGAUGCUCCACAAAGAUAAAGAACAAAGAGAAGAAAAACUGAAGGAGAUUAAAAAUAAAUAUCUAAAUAAGAAAUACUUCUUUGGACCUGACAGCCCAGCGACAAAAGAGGAACAAGACCAGAUAAUGAAAUUAGCUGGAGGCUGGGGACAGAUCCUUCACGAACGAGUUCCUCCCCUGAUCCUCCUAGAGAUUCAAAAGUCUAUCCAGAUGAGACUAGAGAAAAAGUGGCUGCCACAAUUUAUGACCAGUGAAGAACCAAGUCUGCGGAAAAAAUCAAAGCCUUACCUACAAGAUGCAGCAGAAGAUAUCUUAAUCCAGAAGCAAGACAAGAAAAAAGAAUUAUGGAAGCACGUGGACAAUAAAUGGGUUUCUUCAUCUAGGGAAAUAAUUACUUUCCGCAAAGCCCUGUCGAAUCCAAUCACGGCCUUUCAGUUUCAACGUUAUGUGGCCCUGAAAGGAGAUUUACUGGAGAACGGAGUGCUCUUCUGGCAGGAAGUACAGAAAUAUAAGGACAUGUGCCACUCGCAUUGUGAUGAUGCCAUUAUCCAGAAUAAGAUCACAACCAUCAUCAACUGCUUCAUUAAUUCCUCCAUACCACCAGCCCUGCAGAUUGACAUACCUGAAGAGCAAGCCCAAAAGAUUAUUGAGAACAGGAGAGAGCUAGGCCCUUAUGUGUUUAGAGAGGCACAGAUGACUAUUUUUGCUCUUCUGUUUAAAUUUUGGCCAACAUUCUGCGAGUUUCGAGCCAACUUGGCUGAUGAGUCGAGGAUUUUGCCUGCUUUGGAGAAGCGAAAAGAAAAGAAGCCAGAGAUACAGAAAAGAGAAGAAGAUAAGCUCCAAAGGAAGAAAGCUACCACAUCUCCGAAGAGAACAGGUAGUCCAGAUAGUGAGAGUAAAGUGAGCAAAGGUGAACUUUCAUCUACACCAAGUUUUUCUGGAUUUGGCCGUCAGAUUUCCUGGACAUAUAACAAGUAUCUAGAAGCAAUCCAGCAGGAAAGAGUACUCUUGAAGAUUCAAGAAGAUCUAGAGAAAAAAUCAUUAGCAUCAUCAGUUUAUACAGGUACCACAAACAUUUUUUCACUGAGGAGCGAUCGCCCAGGGGGCUCCGGAAGAUCUGGUACUCCUACCCCUUUCCGCACAGCUUUUCUGAGACAACAACGUACUUUUCUACCCAAAGACAAUGAAAGAGCUUCAAAAUUUUAAGUAAGGAAUAUGGUGGCAAACUUGUGGAUUUGCAGAGACUUGGAGAGCAGUCUACAGUAGAAAUAAACUAAGGUGGACAAUUGACUUGCAUUAUUUUCCACAGAAUAUUGUGAGCCAUCUUCUAACACAACCAACAAUGGAAGAAAAACCUACCCCAAUCCUUUCAAUGGCCAUUGGGGUAUUGGCCUCAUUUAUUUGAAUUGUUCUUUUCUGUACAUGUGUCUACCCCGCCCCCCUGCUCUGGGAAGGAGAGGUUGAACAUCAAUGGCACACCAAUAUAUAACCUCCCAAGGAAAGUCCAACCUUGUUGUAGCAUGGAGCCAGAUUCAAGGGGCAAGGGAUUCAGAUGGACUGGUGUGGUGUGUGAAGUAUGGACUGGUGUGAUUGUGCUGCUGGGGCCUGAUGAUGGCUGGGAAUGGUGUUGGCAAAGGGGCACCAUUUUGAUCCGGCUAUCCAAGAUAAAGCGAGGCACUCCUUGCUUUCUGGCAUGUUGAAUUGGGACACAGAGCCAGCCUGUGAGCUGGGUCAUUGCUGAGUGGCAAAGCGUGCUGGCUUUGCAUGUUUAAAGCUCCAUAAGACUCUGCCACAUCUUCACUGAAGGAAGACCUUGGGUAGCAGGGCUGGGAAAGAGUUCUACAUGGAGAGAGCCACUGUGAGUCAAAAGCUCUAGGCUAUAUGGCCCUUGGGUCUAACUCCAUCCAUUUAUUCACCAAGGUAUUUGCAUAUGAUCAGUUUAUGGCGCUAUAAAUGCAUGUUUGCUUCUUAUUUGACGCAGCUGAAUGUUCUCUCAAAAUUCCCCCCCUUUUGUGGGGAUGUUGCAUUUUCUGCAUUUUUAAAAAUCAGAUAAUAUGACCCUUCAUGCAAAGAAUGUAUUCAUUGGUAGGGAUGUUAACCAACAUUUCGUGCAGUC
This is a messenger RNA of Hemicordylus capensis (graceful crag lizard), 5589 nucleotides long. It is a transcript of the gene RGS22, whose product is annotated as regulator of G protein signaling 22. The transcript has 28 exons. The record is from RefSeq and is a predicted model, not a curated record. Bases 672 to 4679 code for a protein of 1335 amino acids. NCBI's taxonomy places the organism in Eukaryota, Metazoa, Chordata, Lepidosauria, Squamata, Cordylidae. Gene Ontology annotation, molecular function: G-protein alpha-subunit binding. Gene Ontology annotation, biological process: regulation of signal transduction.